Magnusiomyces paraingens is the source of this 2466-nucleotide messenger RNA. RefSeq lists its product as uncharacterized. The coding region runs from base 1 to 2466 and encodes 821 amino acids. Lineage: Eukaryota; Fungi; Ascomycota; Dipodascomycetes; Dipodascales; Dipodascaceae. The record is from RefSeq and is a predicted model, not a curated record. Gene Ontology annotation, cellular component: mitochondrion. Gene Ontology annotation, biological process: peptide metabolic process. Gene Ontology annotation, molecular function: metalloendopeptidase activity. The transcript has a single exon.
AUGCUCCGACUGACGACGACUGCCCGGAGAGCACCCGUGCUGGUGGUCCCGCGCAUUCUACGCAGACAAAUUUCACUAUUCACACCCAUCAAUGAUAAACCGGGAAUGACGGCAGCUGCAGCCGCUGUCAAUGCUCAAAAUCUAAACGCCAAGGCACCGACCAUUAAGCUACAGACCCCUCGCGACGAGGCCGAUGCACGUCAUGGUGACGCUGCACUUCGGCUCAUGUUUGACGAUGCCGGGUUCUGGAAAUCCAUGAGCCCUGUGCAUAAUCCAGGAAAGAAAACAGGUCUGUUUGAUAACCCAUACUUGACAUCGCCUCGUGGAAUGCUCCGCUUUACAGAAGUGUCACUUGCUCAAGCACAAGCUCUGGCCCAACGGAUCCUUUCGGGAACUGUGCGUGAUGGUGGAGAUCUUGUUCGAACACUUGAUCGCCUUAGUGAUACUUUAUGUCAGGUCAUUGAUCUCAUGGGCUGUGUACGUGCUGCACAUCCAGCACCUGGGUUUCAAGCGGCCGCACAGCAGGCCCAUGAAACCAUGUUUGAGUACAUGAAUGUGCUAAACACCUCAGUAGAACUGUAUGACCGACUUGCUGCAGUUUUCGAGGACCCUGAAAAGGUUGCAAAACUUUCUGCUGAGGAAGAUUCUACAGGGCGGUUACUUCUUGCCGAUUUUGAAAAGUCCGGCAUUCGGUUAGAUCCUGAAACACGAACCAAAUUUGUCCAGCUCAUGAAUGUCAUUUCUGUUAUGGGACAAGAAUUUAUGGAGGCCGCUGCAGAACCUCCUAAAGACCCGUCUGUGGCUUUUGUCAAAGCUACCUCUUCCGAUCUUGAAGGUUUGGACCGCGGGCUUGCCCGGUAUCUUGUACAAACCCAGCAGUCAAAGUUAUCCAAACUAUUUGGUGAAAAGGAACCAGGCUCAUUACUUGUGCCAACCACAGGUUGGGAGGCUGCAGUUGCUCUACGAACUGUUCGAGAUGAAAAAGUACGCCGGGAAAUCUGGACCAAGGGCCAUUUAGCAUCUGCCGAUUUGGAACAAGAUAACCGUUUGCAAACGAUUUUACGUGCGCGUGGUGAGCUGGCCAACCUAAUGGGUGCUCCUUCAUAUGCCGCCUACGAACUUCAUGGCAAAAUGCUUAAGACUCCAGCUUUGGCAGACUCGUUUCUUAAGGCCAUUGAAGCAGCAGUGGCGCCCAAGGCACGCGGCGAGAUUGCGGCGCUGGCGCGGAUCAAGGCCCAAGCUACAGAUGUCCCCCACAAAACAGCAGGGAUGGAAGCCUGGGAUAGAGACUUUUUCGGAGCUAGGUUCUUGCAUCAGCAGCAUUUGUUAAGAGACCACAGAGACGAUACACCAUCUCAAGAAGCAGUCGCACGUAUCCCAGAAUACUUUUCAGUGGGAACUGUAAUCCAGGGUCUUUCACGAUUAUUUACAAGUAUCUACGGGAUCCGGUUUGAACCAGUGCCUCCCAAGGAGGGCGAAACAUGGCGUGACGAUGUACGUCGGGUUAAUGUUGUUUCGGAUACUGACGGACUUGUAGGUGUCAUGUACUGUGAUUUGUUCCAAGCUCCAGGUAAAUCGCCUAAUCCUGCACACUUUACAGUACGUUGUUCACGUCGAAUCUAUGCAGCAGAAAAUGAUGCCGUACGGGCGCUGGACCCAUUGGCCAACGAGCGGUUCCCGCAUGUUGUUACGGGCCGUGAUGCACAUCAACUACCUGUGAUUGUGCUCAUGUGUGAUUUUGCGCCGGGUCCCGCCGGCGGGCCUGCGCUGUUAACCUUUAAUAAUGUACAGACUUUGUUCCAUGAAAUGGGUCAUGCCAUGCACUCCAUGCUGGGUCGUACUGAUCUUCAUAAUGUUUCAGGGACACGUUGUGCUACUGAUUUUGUGGAGUUACCUUCAGUUCUUAUGGAAAAGUUUGCAGCUGCUCCUCAAGUUUUAGGACUGUUUGCAUAUCACCAUGCAACGGGUGCUCCGCUUCCAUUAAAUUUGUUGCAAGAACAUGAGCGGACUGCUCAACAGUUGCUUCAACAUAGUGAAACUCAUGCACAAAUUGUCUUGGCUCUUCUUGAUCAACUUUUCCAUUCAGGUGAUCCUGCACUUUUGGCAACCCCAGAAGGCCUUCAUCAUGCUUACUACGCUUUAGAGUCUCAUUAUGGUCUUUUCCCAGCCCAACGUGAGUCUAGAUGGUAUACCCAAUUUGGCCAUCUUGUUGGCUAUGGUGCUUCUUACUACUGUUAUCUAUUGGGUCGUGCCAUUGCCGAUCGGGUAUGGGCUCAUGUUUUCCAACAAGACCCAACUGCCCGUGAUGCCGGCGAAAAAUGGCGCAGAGAGGUGUUGCAAUGGGGGGGAAGCAAGGACCCUUGGCAAAUGGUUGCUAGUGUUUUGGAUGACCCGACAUUAGCACCAGGGGAUACCGAGGCCAUUGCUUCAUUAACUCGAGGUUUUGACAGUAUUGAUAAGCAAUGA